Corvus hawaiiensis (hawaiian crow) is the source of this 2990-nucleotide messenger RNA. RefSeq names its product G protein-coupled receptor 85 (gene GPR85). Gene Ontology annotation, biological process: G protein-coupled receptor signaling pathway. Gene Ontology annotation, cellular component: plasma membrane. Gene Ontology annotation, molecular function: G protein-coupled receptor activity. The transcript is spliced from 2 exons. The record is from RefSeq and is a predicted model, not a curated record. Bases 325 to 1437 code for a protein of 370 amino acids. Lineage: Eukaryota; Metazoa; Chordata; Aves; Passeriformes; Corvidae.
UAAAAAAAAAAUAAAGGAAAAAGGAAAAGGAUUGAGAGAAAGAAGAAUGAAUGACGGUAGAGGAGAAUAGAAAAGACCGCCAGGGUAAAGCAGCCCCCGGUCGGCGGGAAGGAACAGCUCUGGCAUGUGGGGAUCUCCGGCACCAACAGAUAUUUUGAUGGCAUGACAAAUCAGAAAGAAGAGGAUGUACUGUAUGACUAGACACAAGAUCAGUUCUGUUUGUGGAUUACAUUUUCAGUAAGAUGUAUGGAUCUAUUUUUUCCUUGUUCUUAAAUAUAGAUCAUGAGACUUGACUGAGGCAAUAUACAUAUCAUCCAUCCAUCUAUGGCGAACUACAGCCAUGCAGCUGACAACAUUUUACAAAAUCUCUCUCCUUUAACAGCUUUUCUGAAACUGACUUCACUGGGUUUCAUAAUAGGAGUCAGUGUGGUGGGUAACCUUCUGAUCUCCAUUUUGCUAGUCAAAGAUAAGACCUUGCAUAGAGCUCCUUACUACUUCCUGUUGGAUCUUUGCUGCUCAGAUAUCCUCAGAUCUGCAAUUUGUUUCCCAUUUGUUUUCACCUCAGUAAAAAAUGGCUCUACUUGGACGUACGGGACUCUUACUUGCAAAGUGAUUGCCUUUUUGGGGGUUUUGUCCUGCUUUCACACUGCUUUCAUGUUAUUCUGCAUAAGCGUCACAAGAUACUUAGCUAUUGCCCACCACCGUUUUUAUACGAAAAGACUGACCUUCUGGACUUGUUUGGCUGUUAUCUGUAUGGUGUGGACUCUCUCUGUAGCCAUGGCUUUCCCCCCAGUUUUAGAUGUGGGCACCUACUCAUUCAUUAGGGAGGAAGACCAAUGCACUUUCCAGCAUCGUUCCUUCAGGGCUAAUGAUUCCUUGGGAUUUAUGCUUCUUCUUGCCCUUAUCCUCCUAGCCACACAGCUUGUCUACCUCAAGCUGAUAUUUUUUGUUCACGAUCGCAGGAAAAUGAAGCCAGUCCAGUUUGUUGCAGCAGUGAGCCAGAACUGGACUUUUCAUGGUCCUGGAGCGAGUGGUCAAGCAGCUGCUAAUUGGCUGGCUGGAUUCGGAAGGGGUCCCACACCUCCAACCUUGUUGGGAAUCAGGCAAAACGCGAACACCACAGGCAGGAGGAGGCUACUGGUUUUAGAUGAAUUCAAAAUGGAGAAGAGAAUCAGCAGAAUGUUCUACAUCAUGACAUUCCUCUUUCUGACCUUGUGGGGUCCCUAUUUGGUAGCCUGUUACUGGAGAGUUUUUGCAAGAGGGCCUGUAGUACCUGGGGGAUUUCUAACGGCCGCUGUCUGGAUGAGUUUUGCCCAAGCUGGAAUCAAUCCUUUUGUCUGCAUUUUCUCCAACAGGGAGCUGAGGCGCUGUUUCAGCACAACCCUUCUUUACUGCAGAAAAUCCAGGUUACCAAGGGAACCUUACUGUGUUAUAUGAGGGAGCAUCUGUAAAUCUUUAGCCUUGUGAAACACUACCAUUCUCUGCUAAGCAAUUGUGGCUUGUAGCCAUGUCUUGAGGAGAAAAUCAAGAACGGGAUGUCAGCAGCUGUAAGGAUUUGGGCUACAUUCUGCAGUCUUUGCAAUAGCUCACCUCUAAUCCUGUUUUAAACCUAAACAUGUUCCUGCUGACCACUGCUGAAGGUUUGUAAUUAAGAACAAAGGACUGAACUACUGCCCUGAAUUCCUUUAUGUGGUUGAAAUCUAGAUUAUGAAAGUAGCAGGUGCUAAGUAUCAGUGCUAAAUGCUGUGUAUAUCACUACAUAAAAUAAGAACAUCAAAAAGAUUAGCAUUGGACAUCUUAAUAAAUUAAGUUGAUAUGAGGUUAAUGUGUUGAUAAAACUAAUUUUAGACAUCUGAAGACCUUUAAAACAUUUCAUACAAUUAUUAUUUUGCAAAGACUGAAAACUGGGGACUCAAGUACUGUAACUGAUUAAAGAUGUGCCAUGCAUUAUUGGAUUAUCACACUUACAAAUCUGUUUGCCUUGUGAGUAAGUUUUGGGGAGCAUUCCAAAGCAGUAUUUUUGUUCAGAUUUCGACUUGAAUUUUUUUUUCUCCAAAUAUAUUACUCUUUCUAAUUACCAUUUUCCUUAACAGUGAAAUUACUAACAUUUAACUGUAUUCUGUGUUUUUUGCUGAUUUGGUAUAAAGUUUAAUAGACUCUUAUUUAUAUUUUUUAAAAAGCUAGAUAUCAGUCUGUUAGGCAACGUUAAUGAUAAUAUCCAGUCAUAAUUGAACAGUUAUAAUUAUACAGAAUAAACACAUGUUGCCUUAAAGGGUUAUCUAGUAUCUUCCAUUUUGUUUAGCAAUGAAGCAAAUAAGCAAGGAAAAUUGAAUCAAUAACUCUGGUCAGUCAUUUGGGAGUGCAUGAAAGAUCACUUAGUCCUCUUUUUUCCUUUUUACUCCAAUGGUUCCCAAAAUCAAUAUGCACAUCACUGGCAUUAUAUGAUUUUUUUCCAGGUGUGCCGCCCUUUCUGGUUUGUUCUGAGAAACACAGGCAGUUGAUGUAUGUUUAUAUUUUAAGACAGCUGUCAUGGGGAGACCGCAGCCUUAGUAUGAUAUCUUGCACAAUUUGUGAAGCAUUUAUUCUACUGAAGGCACAGUCUUGUUUAUAUUUUCUGCACAUUUUGGUGUAUUGGUUGUUUUAAAUUAUUUAAGUUUUAACUUGUGAAAGCAUAUAAUAUGAUUUCUUAGUAUUUUAGAAAUACAUUAGAGUCUGUGAGUCUUUCCUUCUUUAAGAUACAGAUGUGUGGAUUUCAAUAUAAAGUUGCAUUUGCCAAAAUUUACCUGUGUAGCUUGUUAAUUUUCUUGGAAUAAAAUUUUACAUUUUUCCAGUUAUACAAUUAACCUUUUUUAUUUUGUCUAGUGAGCUAGCAUGAAGUACUGAGAAUGUAGCCAUUAUGAAUUAUUAUCCUUUGCAGUCACUGUAUUCCCAAACUGUAAAUGCAUGAAUGAUGGGGACCACAGGAUUGAUAAAUGAUAUUAUCUGCAGUA